Messenger RNA from Polyodon spathula (Mississippi paddlefish), 1494 nucleotides. Its product is annotated as short stature homeobox protein 2-like. Gene Ontology annotation, molecular function: DNA-binding transcription factor activity, RNA polymerase II-specific; sequence-specific double-stranded DNA binding. The coding region runs from base 172 to 1068 and encodes 298 amino acids. The transcript is spliced from 5 exons. Gene Ontology annotation, cellular component: nucleus. NCBI's taxonomy places the organism in Eukaryota, Metazoa, Chordata, Actinopteri, Acipenseriformes, Polyodontidae. The record is from RefSeq and is a predicted model, not a curated record. Gene Ontology annotation, biological process: regulation of transcription by RNA polymerase II.
ACUCCGUAGCAAGAAGAAUUGGCCGAGAUCUAUAUAUUUAACUCGAGAUCCCGGUUUGGCAAACAUCACCUUAUAUUUAGGUCGAGAAAAAUAACACAAUUGGUGUAUUUUUGGUGGCUGUUUUGGAACUGAAAAAAAAAAAAAGAUCGGAAGAAAAUAGUUUGAGCAGUGAUGGAAGAACUUACCGCCUUUGUGUCCAAGUCUUUUGAUCAGAAAGUGAAGGAAAAGAAGGAAGUCAUCACGUAUAGGGAGGUUUUGGAAACUGGACCCGUGCGAGGGAGAGAGCCGAACUCGAGUGAGCCAAGCCGGGAAGAGGUGAACGCUAUUGUCCGGGGAGGCGCGCGAUCUCCAAGCAGGGAGAUUGACAUGCUGGGGCCGGAGAGAACCAGGGACUCUUGCAGUCCAAAAAUAAUCGAUGGUAAUACAGAUAUGAAAGAAAGAAAGGAGGAUUCUAAAUCAAUAGAUGAUGAAGCACAGACCAAAAUAAAGCAGAGGAGAAGCCGGACUAACUUUACGCUGGAGCAACUGAACGAGCUGGAAAGACUUUUUGACGAAACUCAUUAUCCAGACGCCUUUAUGAGGGAAGAGCUUAGCCAACGACUAGGCCUGUCUGAAGCAAGGGUACAAGUUUGGUUUCAAAACAGGAGAGCUAAAUGCAGAAAACAAGAGAAUCAGCUUCAUAAAGGAGUCCUUAUCGGAGCAGCCAGUCAGUAUGAAGCCUGCCGAGUAGCGCCGUAUGUCAACGUAGGAGCUUUAAGGAUGCCGUUUCAACAGGAUAGUCAUUGCAACGUGCCGCCCUUCUCCUUUCAGGUCCAGGCCCAGCUUCAGCUGGACAGUGCUGUAGCCCACGCGCACCAUCACCUGCACUCUCACCUGGCGGCGCACGCGCCUUACAUGAUGUUCCCCGCUCCACCAUUUGGGUUGCCCUUGGCCACGCUUGCGGCAGAAUCUGCAACCGCUGCAUCAGUUGUGGCUGCAGCUGCAGCCGCCAAGACCACCAAUAAAAACUCAAGCAUCGCAGAUCUCAGACUCAAGGCCAAAAAACACGCUGCCGCAUUGGGACUGUGACUAGCGCACCAAAGCGCGUUACAGAGACUCAGAAACUGACUUGAAAGUCAGCUACAACGACUAAGGCCGACAAAGUGUUCGAAAAGAAAAACGCUAUUUAUAUAUAUAUUUUUUUGUGAAAAUGAACACGGAGGACUCUUAUAUUUAUACAAAAGGUUAUUGGUUGUCUGACAAGUCAAUACACAACAGGAGCACCAAGAAAAUAAAGAAGAGGUAUAUUAAGCAAAAGUAUACCAACUAUAAGAAAAACGAAUACGCAGCUGGGACUUUCAAACGUUUGUUUGACCAAAUGAACGAUUCUGCGUUACUUUAAUACAUUAUUAGUUGAUGUAAAAAGAGGCUGGCCUCGUUUUAAUUUGAAACGUAUACCAGAUUUUUCCACAAUAAAUUAAAACAUAAAUAAAUAAAUAAAUAAAUAAAUACUUU